UCAAUAAAUUCUGCAGAUUUUUAGACAAAAUGAAUUUCUACUCAAUUUUCUCGGUAUGUGUCUUUGUGAUUGGAGUAUUAGGUGGAAAAUCAUAUUAUGAAAUCCUAGGAAUUGAUAAAAGUGCAAGUUUGAAGCAAAUUAAGAGCGCGUAUCGAAAACUUGCGAAACAAAUGCAUCCUGAUAGAAACACAGAGGAUCCCCAAGCUAAUGAAAAAUUUUCAGAGCUUGCGCGAGCGUACGAAGUUCUUUCGAAAGAAGAUUUGCGAAAAACUUACGAUAAAUACGGAGAGGAAGGACUAAAAGAUAAAAUGAACGGACGAGGUGACCCUAGUGAUGCAUUGGAAGCUUUUUUUGGUGAUUUUUUCUCUUUUAAUUUCGGUGGGGGUCAUGGGGGGGAAAAGGAAACCCCUAAAGGGGAUACGAUUAUUUUACCCCUUCAUGUAACAUUAGAAGAAGUUUACAUGGGUGAGUUUGUCGAAAUUGUACGAUACAGACCAAUCGCGAAACAGACAUCAGGAACCAGGGAAUGCAACUGUCGUAACGAGAUGAAAACGAUACAAAUGGGACCUGGAAGAUUCCAGAUGAUGCAGCAGAGAGUCUGUGACGAAUGUCCGAACGUAAAACUCGUCAACGAGGAAAAAGUUUUGGAAAUGGAGAUCGAAGUUGGGAUGGAAGACAAAACUAAAUAUCCUUUUAUCGGGGAGGGUGAGCCAGAUAUUGACGGGGAGCCUGGGGACUUAAUCUUCGAUAUACAAAUAUUGAAACACCCUGUUUUCGAGCACAAAGGUCUUGAUUUAUUCACAAAUGUAACUAUAUCACUCUCUGAUGCCCUCUUGGGAUUCACAAUGAACAUCAAACACCUUGACGGCAAAAAAGUGAAAAUCGAAAGAAAAGAAGUCACUUGGCCAGGAGCGAAGAUUAAAAAACGUUCGAAAGGUUUACCGUCUGUCGAAAAUGUAAACGUACGUGGCGAUUUGUUCAUAACUUUCGACGUGGAGUUUCCAAGGGGAGAAUUAACUGACGAACAAAAGGAAGGGAUUACAAAUUUACUUAAAAUUGAGUCAAAACAGAAAAUCUAUAACGGUUUGCAGGGAUAUUGAUGAAAUUAAAUUAAAAACCACUUUGCCUAUGAGUUAUUAUUGAAGCAACAUUUUAUGGAGAUUUUUUGUGUAACUGGUCUAAAGCCUGGUGCUCAGAGGACUAUAAAAGUCUGGUCUACCUUGGAACAUUCAGUGCUUUUGUUUUGUUAAAAAUUAUUGAACCGUGAUUGGUCAGAAUAUUGUUAAUCUAAUUUAUAAAGUAUUGCUGCCGCUGUUUUAUUCUGGAAUUUAUGCUGGAUAAGACUACAAUCUGAAUCACUGAAAUUAUUUGGGAAAUUUAAAGAAAUCAAAAAAAUUAAUCUUGUUGAUAAAGUGUAACGAUAUGUUGCAAACAACGACUGAUGCGCUAAAAGCUUUUUAUAUAAAAUAUUGCUCAAAGUAAGGCCUUGUCAAUAGAAAGAACUGCAAUUUUUGCUCAAGGCAAGGCUUCUAUUCCCUUACUAAAUUUUGGAAAGAGUAACAAUAAAAGAGUUGCGAAACACCAAUGACGCAUUAAGAGCCAUGCAUAAGUUUUCAUGUACAAGAUUGCUCAAAGCCUCAAAUCAAGGUCCUGAACUCUGAAUAAAAAGUACUGACAAAUGAAAGGAAGGGAAUAGUUGCUAGUUUGGUCAACGAUAGGUUUCUAGAUGCUCACUAAAUUUUUGGAAAAGGUUCUGACAGAAAAGUCAAACAGACAAACAAACGGAAAAUAUUCUUUCAUGUGAUAAAUCAAAGCAACAUUCGCUUUCAAUAUAAUUGUUAUAUUAUGUGAUAAUCAACUAUACCCUUUAUUUAACCCGGGCACACAACUAUGAUUUGCCAUAUGACCAUCUUUCUUGUCUCUAAAAAACAACAUUAAAAAUCCUUCUGAAAUAUUUGAAAGUGAUUUUAAUAUUUUAGGCAAUUUUGACCAAGUUAGCAAAAAUUUUUGCUGCUAAUAUGGGAACUAAGCCUUAUUUUUUGCUUCUAUAUUGUGAUGUAUAUAGGAAAUUUAUUUAUAUUUUCUCCUGUAUAUCUUAUAGCUGUUCAAUUCAUUCCCAAAGUUUCAUUUGUGGGUAACUCCUUAUAUAUAUUGAUAAAAGGGACCUCCGGAAGUAUGCGCACCAAGAUGGCGCACAACCUGAAAUCAGAUUGUGUACCAGGUUAGUAUUCAGGUUAUGCGACAUCUUGGUGCACAUACUUCAGGUGUACCGAUAAAAGUUUUAGUAUUUUUUCAAAUUUGGGAUCCACUGUUAGGAAUUUGGAUGGAUAUAUUGAAGUGAAUGGCCCACUCUUUAGAGGGCUAUUGGGCCACCAUUGAUAAAAUCCGCAACUGGGCCCAAUCACCGUUUUAUUGAUGUUUUUAUUGAGGGCCAAUAGGCUGUUAUAUAGACCAGUGGUCGGCAACCACCGGGACAUGGCCCAUUGCCGGUCUGUGGAAAGGUGACUGCCAGUCCGCAGAGAUGUGACACAAAAACAGACAGGGGCCGAAUAACACCUCUACAAUCCAACCACAAGCCCUAUGACUAAAAACAGCAAACCAGACAAACACAGCGCAUUAGUUAUUGCUAAACGAACAUCAAGCAAUGCCCAGAUAGAGAUUCAGAAGCUGUUACCUUCCACAGCAUCAUUUCCAUUUGAGGCCGGGUUUUCGAUAUUGACAACGAAAUAUCGAAGUAGGCUGGAUGUAAGAAACACGUACUUUAUUACAUAGGCUUAGCCCAUUUGUAUGAAGUCGGUUCCCCCAAAAAAUUUGAUCGGGAUAUACCGGUACGUCACUUAUAAAAGGUUGCCGACCACUGAUAUAGACUGUUAUAUCUACCGGUUAAUGGAUAUUCGGUUCCUAGUAUCAUUUGAUUGUCUCCUCCAGGGAUACUAGGCUUCCAUACAGACAGUGGGUUGGGAAUAGGUUGAAAAAAAAUUCAUGAUUUGGGAUCCACAGUUAGGAAUAGCAGCCCCUUGUGGUCGCUCCCGGUCCCCCGAAUAUCCUUCUGCUUCUAAUUUUGGCCAUCUUUCAAUCAACUUUGGCAACCACUGCUCUGAAAUUUGUUUCAAUUCCAAGUGACCUCCGUUCCGUUUUUUUCACCAUGCAUUAUGAACAUGGUUAGAAUAUGAAUUGACUUAUUUACGCCAACAUAUAUUUUAAUUUUUAGAAAAUUGUAUAAACAUUUAAUUCUGGUGGCUUUUUUUUAUCAUAACCAUUAUGACUUAUUUAUGCAAGAACAGACAUUUAUUUUAUACCAGGGUUUUCCGUUGAGUUGCUCAUGGAUCGUUUAUUGAAAAAAAAAUGGGAUAAUAAAACGGACCAAAUAACCAACCGAGCUGCCAUAUGGCGCAAAUCGAUUUGCGCAAAUUUAGGUACUCCUGAAGUAUGCGCGCCAAGAUGUCUCACAACCUGAAUCCUAACCUGGUACACAACCUGAGUUCAAGGUGUGAGCCAUCUUGGUGCGCAUACUUCAGGAGAUCCCAAAUUUAUAUAUAUAUUGGAUGUUUUGUUUAUCAAAGUAGAUUUCAAUUUGUCAAGGAAACAGCAGAAUAUUUUUCGCCAUAGUAAAAAAUAUGUUUUCUCACUGAACAGCUGUUUGGUCAUGAUUCUGGAAAUAACUCACCUAGCUGUAUCGAGACAAAUAUUCACACCAAAAACAAAUUUUUCGCUUCUCGUUUCUCAUUUUUGAUGUGACUUGGGUACUUUGGGCCGAUAUCAAUUUAAAAUUAGGGAAAGCGUUAAAUCUCAGCUUCUUAUGAGAGCAUUCCGGAAAACCCUGGUAUUGUAUAUUUAUGUGAUCUUUAAAAGGAAUAAUUAUUCAUUUUGAAUACCAUUUGAAAUAAUAUUAUCGAAAUCAAGUUAAAGUAGUUUUAAGUUUGGGCCGUCUUGAACUGAAAAAUUUGUAAAAAACACUUCAAAAAUUAUAGAAAUUGAAUUUGAUGUUGUUUAGUUAAUGUCGAGUUAGGUCAGGACUUCCCGAACUUUUGGGCUCGCAACCUCUUCCAAUAAUUAAAAAUUUACCGCGACCCUUGUUAUGUGAGCGCUAGUCUUCUCGGGUUUUAUGAUCAACAGUCGACAUUCUUAUGCAGGCGCACUGCUUCUUUGAUUUUAUUUCGGAAUCGAUAGAUUUAUGUUAUGUACUAGUUUUAAUAAUUGUGUUUCGAAUAUAAAUAUGAUAGAUAUAGUUUUGUGUACUAUUGGCGACGCCUAAUAUAAACACCCAUGUGAGUUUGCGAAUUGCGACCCUCAGUUUGGAAAGCCCUGAGUUAGGUGACUUUAAUAAGUGAGGACACCAGCUGAAAUUGAAUGAAAUCAACGAUUCGAACCCCCCAAACACUGGCAGUAACUUGUUCAUAUAUUUAUGUAUUGCUCUCGUUAGGUCUGUCUAACUUUGGUACGAUUUCAACUUCGCCGCUAGAAGUAAUUAUUUUUAAAGUAUGAUGAUCCAGAAUAACUCCCAGUUCGACUAUUUUGAAUUUUCAUAUCCAAGCGAAUGAAGAAAACCAAUAGUACGACCUAAUUGUAUUAUUAUAUGACAAUGGUCUUUUGGUAUUUUUGCUCCCAAGAGGAGAGGAAAUAAAAGUAAAACGGCUUAAUCAUAUCUUCACUGCGUUUUUGCGUAAAGUUGUUACAGAGUCAUACUAAAGCUGACUAGAUGUUUCAAUAUUAUCCAUAUUUUGGCGCUUCAGAAGUGUGUGUACCAAUAUGGAGGUCAAUAAUUUUGUUCGCAUACUUUACAUCAAGUUGUGUAAAGGGACUGAAACAUAUGGACAGGGGGUAAAUUCAUUUGGCUAACACAGACAGUCCCCAAACUCGUAAUAGAACUAAAAUAAAAUAAGGAGAAUCGGAAUAAAAUUAUGGCCUAAUCCUAUCCUGGUACACAUACUAUGGGAGUACCCAUGUUUUCGUGAAAUUCCGAACAAACAUUGAAAAAAAUGUGAAGUUUUUCUUUGAAUUUAUGUGUUUUUGUAAUUCUCACUGAUUAUGUUUGUUGAAAUUUAUCAAAUUUAGA
Molecule: messenger RNA, 5056 nt
Organism: Styela clava
Lineage: Eukaryota; Metazoa; Chordata; Ascidiacea; Stolidobranchia; Styelidae
Source: RefSeq, a predicted model, not a curated record